AUGGAGCGAUUGCAUUGUCGUUGCUCCUUCGACAAAUGUCACCAAAUCAAUUACAUUCCUUCUCUCCGGCGUAAUUUUUAUUAUUAUAUAUAUUUGUUUUGCGUUUUGAUUUUUAAAUCCACUUCAAAAAUUAAGUGAGCUUGUCGCGUAAAUAUAAAUAUUCAAAGUAACGCAGUGCAACCGGUUUUUAAGCACAUACUAGUCGGUUGGCAAAAUUUAAGAAUUUAAAAAUUUGUUUCUAAAGUGGCCUCAGUGUGGCGGUCAAGGUCGUGCGCAACAUUAAUUCACCGUGCAUUCGAUAUUUGCAAAUAGUACCAGAGCGAAUUGACAAUAGCCACGAAUUGGGAGAAUGUCACUGCAGUGCGCUGCAGAUUGCAAGGCGCAUGGCAGAUUUUCAUAAGUGUCGCCAUAAUCUUCAUACUCUACACUCUAAGUGCCUUCGUUGAGGGCUUUCGUCCAAAGAUGUGUAAACUCGCAGCUCUGUACUUGGGGCAUUGCGAGUGAGCACGUGAGGGUGGGGGGAGGUUUGAUUUCCUGAUGUUUUACAACGACGCAAAUUCUAACGGUGGAAUGAAAGUGUACACUUCAAAUGUCUGGUGCUAAAAGCAAAUAUUAUGACGAUAUCAUAUGGCGGCUUCUCUGGCUGGCCAUCUGCCAGCUUCGUGGAACUGCAGUCCAAAGAUAGUCCGCUCGAGACUGGGCCUAUGUCGAGUUCGGAUGUUGGUUGGGUGGGUUCUAUAAUUUGCGUGGGAGGUGUCCUAGGUACGAUAUUUUGUUCGUGGUUUGCUGAUCGUUAUGGGCGUAAAAAGUGCAUGCUGUUGGUGGCGUUACCCUCAUUGAUCGGUUGGUGGAUUAUACCCUUUGCUACUACGCCGACUCAUCUUUGCAUUGCACGUGUCUUCGGUGGUUUUGCUGGAGGUGGCAUAUUUACUGUUCUACCAAUCUAUACUGCCGAAUUGGCGCAAGAUCAUGUUCGCGGUAUUUUGGGGACAGUUCUUAUGUUAACAUUUAAUUUCGGCAUACUCUGUGCAUUCGUUCUGGGCAACUUCUUUACCUAUGAUAAGGUGGCUUGGAUCCUUUCAUCGCUGAGCAUUGUGUUUCUGCUAUGCUUUCCAUUUUUGAAAGAAACUCCUCAACACCUUUUAAAUAAAAAUAAAAUCAAGAAAGCUGAGAAAUCACUGAAAUACUUUCGUAAUAUACGAGCACUGUCACACGAGUGGCCUGAAGACUUCAAAUUUGAAUUGGAUAAACUGAAGGCGGAUGUUAAACAGAAAGACGACAAUGACGAAAGUAAUGCGAUAACCUGGAAGGAUAUAAACAAUCUAACAACACGUAAAGCAUUCCUGAUUGGUAUUGGCAUUAUGACAUUGAUGUCGUUUUCUGGUUGUUUUGCUAUGCUCAACUAUUCGGCGAACAUUUUUAAAGAGUCUGGCUCUAGUCUUUCGCCCACAUUGUCUGCAAUAAUUGUAGGCGUACUUCAAUUGGUCGGAUCCUACAUGUCAACGCUUUUGGUGGAACGCGCUGGUAGGAAGUCUUUACUGCUAAUUUCAACCACUGGAGUUGCCUUGGGCCACAUUAUAUUCGGUGUGUACUCUUAUCUCGAUGUGCUCGGCUACGACGUUCGUGGAUUCUCUUGGUUGUCAAUCUUCAGCUUCUCAUUUACAAUAUUCAUAGCGAGCUUGGGCUUGUUGGGGCUGCCCUACCUGAUUAUAGCGGAAAUAAUGCCACCGAAACUGCGCAGCAUGGGCUCCAUGAUCGGCGUGAUUCAGUUGUGGAUCACCACUUUAAUUAUACUAAAGUGUUUACCGUUAAUGAUCGAAGUGUUGGGUAUGCACGGGAUGGUCUUUGUCUUCGCCGGUGUAUGCAUUGCUGGCAUCAUAUGCAUCUAUCUGUUUAUACCUGAGACCAAAGGAAAAACCAUCGAGGAAAUCCUGGAGAGUUUAUAGUAUUAAUUUUCGUUAAAUGCGAACAUUCAUGGAACAGAGGCUCGUGAGUAUCCGAAGAAAUAUAUCUGUACAUCAACCCCGAUGUGAGACUGUUGUGGCCGAUUAUUUUGUAUAAUGAGUGAUGUGUCUUAUAUUCCAAGGUAGCUUGAAAGGAUUCCCACUGGCUCUAUGGAGAUUUCUGCGGGCAGCUAAACUUGUUUCCUCACACUCAAAGAAAUGAAAUGCAGCAUUUUUGAUAUUAAUUGUUUAUUUUUUGUUUUGUUUUUGUUUUAAAUAUAUUCAUAUAAUACAAAGUUUCGCAACAUAGCAUUCACAAUAUUUUAUAGCGAUAAUUAUUUAUAUAAUUAUAUAUUUAUACCACACAUAUAAUAUUUGUUGUAUAAUGUUGGGGAAUUCGUUUGAUUGUAUUUGCAUUAUUAUUACUGUUAUAUUGUAUAUGUAUGUAUAAUUAUUAUGCAUUAUUACUAACUUAAUAAGUAAUUUAUUUACUUAUUUAUUUACAUUUUUGUAUUUGUAUUUGUUAUUGGCGUGCAUUUAUAAAUGUAAUCAUAAAACUAGAAUACUACAUCACAGUAAUUUUCAA
Molecule: messenger RNA, 2529 nt
Organism: Bactrocera tryoni
Lineage: Eukaryota; Metazoa; Arthropoda; Insecta; Diptera; Tephritidae
Product: facilitated trehalose transporter Tret1
Exons: 10
Coding region: 615-1946 (443 amino acids)
Biological process (GO): transmembrane transport; carbohydrate transport
Cellular component (GO): membrane
Molecular function (GO): sugar transmembrane transporter activity
Source: RefSeq, a predicted model, not a curated record